AUGACGAGCACGAUGCUGCGCCGGGUGGUGGCAGGAGGAGGAGGCGGUGUGGUUCAGCGGUGGCUGGAUGGAGCUUCCAGGAGGGGGGGGUUGCUGAUGGCGCUGGGGGGCGGGAGUGAUCGGCCGCAGCUGCGAUGGUAUGCGCGAACUGAAGAGGAAAUGCGGGCUUUUGAGAAGCGGCGGACCGAGCGACAGCAGCGCGGUUUGCCCACCAAGCAAGCCCUUCCCUCCGUCAAGCACGUGGUCUUGGUCUCCUCGGCCAAGGGCGGUGUGGGCAAGUCCACGACCGCCGUCAACCUCGCCGUGGCCCUGACCCAGCUUCCUGAGCUCGUCCACAAGACCCACUCAUGUAACAAACCUCUGUGCGCUGCCAGCAUGUCCAUGGGCUUCCUGGUCAACAAGGAAGACGCCAUGAUCUGGCGAGGCCUGAUGGUCAUUAGCGCCAUGAAACGUCUCCUGCAUGGGGUCCGCUGGCAGGAUCUCGACGUCCUCGUCGUGGACAUGCCCCCUGGCACAGGCGACACCCAGCUCUCCAUCUCACAGGAAAUCCCAGUCUCUGGGGCCGUAAUCGUCUCAACCCCUCAAGACGUGGCUUUGGCUGACGCACGCCGGUCAGCAAGGCACUUGACCAUGUUACGCUAA
Monosiga brevicollis MX1 is the source of this 642-nucleotide messenger RNA. RefSeq lists its product as uncharacterized. Gene Ontology annotation, molecular function: ATP binding; 4 iron, 4 sulfur cluster binding. Gene Ontology annotation, biological process: mitochondrial respiratory chain complex I assembly; iron-sulfur cluster assembly. Bases 1 to 642 code for a protein of 213 amino acids. Gene Ontology annotation, cellular component: mitochondrion. The transcript has 3 exons. The record is from RefSeq and is a predicted model, not a curated record. Lineage: Eukaryota; Choanoflagellata; Craspedida; Salpingoecidae.